Rosa chinensis is the source of this 1749-nucleotide messenger RNA. Its product is annotated as RING-H2 finger protein ATL54. Lineage: Eukaryota; Viridiplantae; Streptophyta; Magnoliopsida; Rosales; Rosaceae. Gene Ontology annotation, cellular component: cytoplasm. The transcript is spliced from 2 exons. Gene Ontology annotation, biological process: protein ubiquitination. Gene Ontology annotation, molecular function: ubiquitin protein ligase activity; zinc ion binding. The record is from RefSeq and is a predicted model, not a curated record. Bases 491 to 1294 code for a protein of 267 amino acids.
GCCCUCGAGUCAAAUAUGCCUCUGAAGGUACAUGAGGAGGAAUGAGAGCAAAGUUUUAACAAUGUCAUUACUCGAUAGAGAGCCUAUCUACACUAUGAUAUUGCAUACUUGAUACUUUGGAUAGCUGCUGCCAUGAUGCUUGGUUCCUUGACAUCAUGCUGCUGGUGUCAAAUUUUGCAACUAGCUUUUGUUUUUGGGCCCUUUUUAUGGACAAAAAAUAACUCAAAUUACAAUUCUGGGCCCGAGGCAGGCACGACAAGCGAAUAAAAGCGCCCCCUCCCAAAAAAUAGAAUUUUGGGGAAGAAUCAGUUGGCUGAGUCGAUUCACCAAAGCCAACUAACAAGAAAGAAUUAGUUGGCUCGUUCUACACGCCCAAUUACCCAAAUAUUACGCCACUCUGAUUUUCUCAGCUUCAGUCGAAUCCCUCUCUGCUGUCAGAGCUCCAGCUACUAAGUUACUGGUGCUCCCUGUUAAUACCAGUUUUUCAAGCAUGUCCACCGAGAACUUGUUUGUUAGCAAUGUGUUUCAAAGAAGAGAUGUAUCCCUUGACUUCCCAAGCAACAAGCGUGUGAUCAGAAUAGUGAAUACCAAGAUGACUGGAACCUGCUGGGAUAGUUCUUCUACAGACGUUACAUAUCAUGAUAUAUUAACUCUAGCGGACCAUGAAGUUAUUGUCUCAGUCCCUGACUUCCUGCUUGUAUCCAAAAGGCAAGAGCAUACAACGAAGAUGGCUGAAAUUCUUACCAAAUUGAGGGUCCCAGAAUUUGAGCAACCACCUAUCAUUGAUAAAAUAUUUAUGGCGGUUGAACUGGCUGACAACCCCCACUGGCCUAUUGCUUGCCUCAUAAUGGAUAUCACCUUAUUUCAUCAAAAGAUCAGCAUGACCUAUCAGUUAGAUUGUUUUGAGAAAGUGAGAAUUGAUAGUUUGGAAGGUACUGUUAGACACAAACAGUGUGUCAUUUGUAAGGAGAGCCUUGAUCACUUUGAGGGUGUAGAGGAAGGAAUUGAUCGUGGUCAGCUGAUUCGCUUGCCCUGUUCACAUAUUUUUCAUCAAGAUUGCAUUUUCCAAUGGCUGACGAUGAGUCAAUUGUGUCCCUUGUGCCGAUACUCGGUGCCAGUUGUGGAACAGGCGAGGCCGGUUGUGGAACAGGUAAUGCCGGUUGUGGAACAGACAACUGAGCCAUCAAAACCAUCAUGGCGGCAGCUGCAUUGGCCUAUGCUGGUCACAGCGACUGCAGGUGGUAUAUUAACUGCUAUGUUGGUAUGUAAAUUAUUGAAGCAAAGCCGAGUGUAAAAAUAUCUGCACAUUAGCAAUUUCAUCAAAAAUAGAUGCUCAUAGAAUAACUUACUGUUUUUAUAUUAGCUCCCUUCGAUUUUAGGGCUAUCUUUUGGGCUUCUGUUUCUAAUUUCCUAUUUUCCAGUAUUAGGUUUGAUUUUGUUGCUCUAGUUUUGGAGAAUGUCCAGUAUGGACCAUGUAACCUGUAUGGGUUGUUGCCGUUUAAUCUUAAUGUGACUUUUCUAUUUGAUUAAAAAAAGAAAAAUAUUAGCUCCAUUCUUUUUGGCCUGUAAUGCGGAUUAUGCGAAGUUGAUAUGAAUAACAAAACAGAGAGAAACCGAACAAGAGAAAUAGCUUGCAUCAAAAGAGGAUUCAACUCCUGCAUUUUUGGACUGGAGUAAAAGAAAACGCAGUAUCAGAUAAACAAGCAUAAAGGUUCGGGUCUGAUAAGCGACCAUGCAGAUACAUACCAA